CCCCGCAAGCGACAAAGGCAGGGUUUGCCCGCAGGGAGCCCCGCGUGGGCUGGGAGCCGCGAGGGGCCCCGGAGCUGCGGCAGGGCUGUCCCCGGCAGGUGCGGCUCCGCAGGCGCAGGAGGCAGGACGCGGAGGGCGAGGCGGCUCCGGGCGGCGCGGACGGGCGGCGGCCGCGGGAGGGCGCGGCGGGAGCGGCGCGGACGCCGCCGCUGAAGAUGUCGGCGCGGCGGCCCUGGCCGUGGUGGCUGCUGCCGGCGCUGCUGUGCGGCGGCGCGGGGGGGUACGUGGUGGUCAGCUCCGUGUCGUGGCCGCUGCCCGAGGCGGGGGCGGCGGCGGACGAGCUGCACAGCUCCUCCACCGAGGAGGCGCUGCCCGCGCUGCUGGAGGAGGCGGGCGGCCUCUGGAAGCAGAGCUACCCGGCCUCGGCGUUCCGCGAGGAUGCGGCGCUGGGCUCCGGGCCGGGGGAGCGGCGGCCGGGGCGAGGGGCCGCACCCUCCAGGAUGUUCUCCUACCGGCGGGAGGGCGGCGGGGCGACGGGACGAGCCGGGACCGCCCGCUUCCUCGCCCAACACAGCACCUGGGGCUUCGUGGCGACGCGGGCCGCCCGAGGAAAGAUCCAAGGUAUGCCCUAUGGGAACUGUUUGCUUCUCAGCGAUGGUCCCAUCAAUAACAGCACUGGAAUCCCCUUCUUUUAUGUGACACCAAAGGAUAACACUGUGACAGAUCUUCUGAAGAAUCCCAUUGCUUCUCUGACCCUGCCAGAGGCAGAUGGAAAUUUCUGCAGAAGAAACGUAAUUGAUCCAGAGGAUCCAAGGUGCGCCAGGCUGACUCUCACAGGACAGAUGGUCACGGUGCCUCCGGAGGAAAUAGAAUUUGCCAAGCAAGCAAUGUUUUCCAGGCACCCAGUGGUAAGAAAGUGGCCUCGUAGCUAUGAGUGGUUCUUCAUGAAAAUGAACAUUGAACACAUCUGGCUUCAAAGCUGGUAUGGAGAAGUUUCUCCCAUUGCAGUAGAAGAGUAUUUAAAAGCAGUUCCAACUAAAGGAUGA
Molecule: messenger RNA, 1046 nt
Organism: Cinclus cinclus
Lineage: Eukaryota; Metazoa; Chordata; Aves; Passeriformes; Cinclidae
Gene: CREG2
Product: cellular repressor of E1A stimulated genes 2
Exons: 4
Coding region: 216-1046 (276 amino acids)
Source: RefSeq, a predicted model, not a curated record